Messenger RNA from Perognathus longimembris pacificus (Pacific pocket mouse), 2837 nucleotides. RefSeq names its product follistatin (gene Fst). Gene Ontology annotation, molecular function: protein binding; activin binding. The transcript has 6 exons. Lineage: Eukaryota; Metazoa; Chordata; Mammalia; Rodentia; Heteromyidae. The coding region runs from base 391 to 1344 and encodes 317 amino acids. Gene Ontology annotation, biological process: multicellular organism development; negative regulation of activin receptor signaling pathway; cell differentiation. The record is from RefSeq and is a predicted model, not a curated record.
GAUUCCCCUCCCGCCGCUUUGAUUUCGGGCACCUCCGACAGAUAAUUGGGAAGGGUUUCCUGAAGGUGGGAAAUGUCACCUGAUUCACACUGAACUUUUAAAAAGCUCCCCACCCCCCCAGGAGCCGCGCACACCCUCGCUCGUGGCCGCCCUCCCACAGCCCCACACACUGGGAGACCGCCCACCGCAAACCGCGGAGACCCCCGUCUAGAUUUAAAGCGCGGCUGCGCCCGGCUUCUGACGUCCAUUGAAUCGCGCGGGCGGCCGGCGGCGAGCGCGGGGCUGCGCCAGGAUCGCUGCGCCCUCCGCCGCUCGCCUCCCAGACGCGCGUCGCCUGCCCGAGCCACCCGCCGCCGCCGCGCUCCCUGCUCGCCCCGCGCCUGCCCCACGAUGGUCCGCGCGAGGCACCAGCCCGGCGGGCUCUGCCUCCUGCUGCUGCUGCUCUGCCAGUUCAUGGAGGACCGCAGCGCCCAGGCUGGGAAUUGCUGGCUCCGCCAAGCCAAGAACGGCCGCUGCCAGGUCCUGUACAAGACCGAACUGAGCAAGGAGGAGUGCUGCAGCACCGGGCGCCUGAGCACCUCGUGGACCGAGGAGGACGUGAAUGACAACACUCUCUUCAAGUGGAUGAUUUUCAACGGGGGCGCCCCCAACUGCAUCCCUUGUAAAGAAACGUGUGAGGACGUGGACUGUGGACCAGGAAAGAAAUGCCGAAUGAACAAGAAGAACAAACCACGCUGUGUCUGUGCCCCAGAUUGUUCCAAUAUCACCUGGAAGGGUCCAGUCUGUGGGCUGGAUGGGAAAACCUACCGCAAUGAAUGUGCACUCCUCAAGGCCAGAUGUAAAGAACAGCCAGAACUGGAAGUCCAGUACCAGGGCAAAUGUAAAAAGACCUGCCGUGAUGUUUUCUGCCCAGGCAGUUCCACCUGUGUGGUAGACCAGACCAAUAAUGCCUACUGUGUGACCUGUAAUCGGAUUUGCCCAGAACCCACUUCCUCCGAGCAGUAUCUCUGUGGGAAUGAUGGGGUGACCUACUCCAGUGCCUGCCAUCUGAGAAAAGCCACCUGUCUGCUGGGCAGAUCCAUUGGAUUAGCCUAUGAGGGAAAGUGUAUCAAAGCAAAGUCCUGUGAAGAUAUCCAGUGCAGUGGUGGAAAAAAAUGUUUGUGGGAUUUCAAGGUUGGCAGAGGCCGAUGCUCCCUCUGUGAUGAGCUGUGCCCUGACAGUAAGUCGGAUGAGCCUGUCUGUGCCAGUGACAAUGCCACUUAUGCCAGCGAGUGUGCCAUGAAAGAAGCUGCCUGCUCCUCAGGUGUGCUACUGGAAGUAAAGCACUCCGGAUCUUGCAACUGAAUCUGCCUGUAAAACCUGAGCCAUUGAUUCUUCAGAACUUUCUGCAGUUUUUGACUUCAUAAAUAUGUUUUUUAUAUUUAAUAAAUCAAAUUUAAACUAAUUGCAUAUGUCAAAAAUGCAAUACCAAAACCAAACCAAACAGCAUCACACUGCAAGUCACAUAAAAAAUGCAACGCCAUAACAUGGCUGUAUCAGAGGGCUUUGAAACAUACACUGAGCUGCUUCCAUGCUGUUGUUGUCCAUAUUUAAACAACAGCUCCCCUGUAUUCCCCCAUCUAGCCAUUUCGGAAGAUACCGAGGAAGAGGAGGAAGAUGAAGACCAGGACUACAGCUUUCCUAUAUCUUCCAUUCUAGAGUGGUAAAGCUUCCAACAGUGUUCAGUGUUAACAUAGCCUUUGGGCAAAAACAAAAAACAAAAAACAAAACAAAAAAAGGAAAAAGAAAGAAAGAAAAGAAAAAAUAUAUAUUGUCCAUACUGUAAAUAAGUGUAUGCUUAUUUAUUUGGGGGUAAAACUAUACAUUAAAGGACCUUUGUCCUAAAACUCUCCCAGGCCACCUUGUUACUCACUGGGCACAGAGAGGUGGUCAUUGUGAGGUCUACUGGAUGAGGCCCAUAGUUGAGAUUUGUAGACAUUUAUUUAUACUGUGUCAUGUUUUAUAAUUUAUACAUAAAAUGUCUGGUUGACUGUACACCUUGUUUUUGAAGAAAUUUAUUAGUGAAAGAAAGAGCAGUUGUUAUUUAUUGUGAGGUCUCUUGCUUGUAAAGUAAAAGCUUUUUUUUUCUCCUUGUAAACCAUUUAAGUCCAUUCCUUAACUCUCCACCCACUCAUCUGUCGCCCAUCAUUUCACUGUUGGUUAGACUCUUUUCCACUUUUAACAAACUUGCAUGUCAGUUUCUGUCAUAUUUAUUUAUUGGAUUCUCUGCUGCCUGAUCUGUACAUACAUGAUCCCUCGGGUUUUGUUUACAAGGAAUCUUGACUGACCAAAAGGCAUUAUAACUCCGACUCAAACACGAGGUACAGAGGCUAGACAUCUGUGAGAAAAUUACUACUUCAGUCCUCUUGUUCUGAUAAUAUUUGUGAAGGGGGACUGAAUGCAAUGUUAGAAUUCUAGGAAUACACUUUUACAAUGUCACAGAUCCAAAGAAAGUGUUGGGGUGUCAGGAGACUAAAGGAAGGUGAAGGCUAGACAUUGGCCCUUUUGGUGUUUCCUUUUAAGCUAGUCAGCUGUACCUUUAAAAUUAAUUCUUUUUCAACCAAUGUGUCACUCACUAAAAGUUCUAUCAAAGCUUUAUCAGUUCAAGUUUCUUGCUUUUCAUAAUACUUUUUUCUGAUGCAAUUUUAUAUUUUCAAACAUGGCAAGUUAAAUAUAAAUUCAUUUAAAUAUAUAGUUUUGUACUUUUCUACCAUGUAAAUGUGCAAUGUAUAUAAAAGUUAUAAUGUGUAUUUGUAAAUAAAUGAUGAGUGAAAAAAUAAAAAAAAAUUAAAAGCCAA